GGCGGCUCCUGCGGGGUGGGGCGGGGGGCUCGCGACCCGCCCGCGCGUGGGGACUUUACCGCCGGGAGGCUGCAAAGAGAGAGGCGCAGAGGGCAGCCGGAGACCCCCGCCCUGCAUCGCACUGAUCUGGGCUGCUGCUGCAGGAAGUGACCAUGGCAGGGCUGCAUGAGCUGCGAUUCACCGAGGAGAAGCCACUGCUGCGAGGCCAGGAUACCGAGCUCGAGCAUUCGGAUACGUUCCUUUCCGCGGUGGACACGGACUGGAAGGAGCAUGAUAUCGAGACCCCAUACGGGCUGCUGCAUGUGGUCAUUCGAGGGUCCCCAAAGGGAAAUCGCCCGGCCAUCCUGACCUACCAUGAUGUUGGACUCAACCACAAGCUGUGCUUCAACACAUUCUUCAACUUCGAGGACAUGCAGGAGAUCACCAAGCACUUUGUGGUGUGUCACGUGGAUGCACCAGGGCAGCAGGCCGGAGCGUCGCAGUUCCCACAGGGGUACCAGUUUCCAUCCAUGGACCAGUUGGCUGCCAUGCUCCCUAGCGUGGUGCAGCAUUUCGGGUUCAAGUACGUGAUCGGAAUCGGCGUGGGAGCAGGAGCCUAUGUCCUGGCCAAGUUUGCUCUGAUCUUCCCAGAUCUGGUGGAAGGGCUCGUCCUGAUGAACAUCGACCCCAACGGCAAAGGCUGGAUUGACUGGGCAGCCACCAAGCUCUCUGGCCUGACCAGCUCUUUGCCUGACACAGUGUUAUCUCACCUGUUCAGCCAGGAAGAGCUGGUGAGCAACACGGAGCUGGUGCAGAGCUAUCGACAGCAGAUCGGGAGUGUGGUGAACCAAUACAACUUGCAGCUGUUCUGGAACAUGUACAACAGCCGCAGAGACCUGGACAUUAACCGGCCUGGGACUGUCCCCAAUGCCAAAACACUUCGCUGCCCGGUCAUGCUGGUGGUGGGGGACAAUGCUCCUGCUGAAGAUGGGGUGGUGGAGUGUAACUCCAAGCUGGAUCCAGUCACCACCACAUUCUUGAAGAUGGCCGACUCUGGGGGGCUCCCACAAGUCACACAGCCUGGAAAACUGACCGAAGCCUUUAAGUACUUCCUGCAAGGGAUGGGUUACAUUGCAUACUUGAAGGAUCGGAGGCUGAGUGGAGGAGCAGUGCCCUCAGCCAGCAUGACCCGCCUGGCCCGCUCCCGCACUGCCUCCCUCACCAGCGCCAGCUCGGUGGACGGCAGCCGCCCUCGGGCCUGCACCCACUCGGAAAGCAGCGAGGCCAUGGGGCAGAUCAACCACACCAUGGAGGUUUCGUGCUGAGGUUUCUGGUCCCUCCACCGUCUCCUCCUCCUCCUCCUCUUCCUCCUCCGCUGGAGACAUUUAGCAUCGUUCUGCAUCGAGUCACCAUCCAAACGGCCAUCCUGUGCGGCUUCCAACCGUUACCGUGUUGGGGUUUCGUUUUCUUUCUCGUUGGGGUUUUUUUUCCUUUUAAUAUUACAUAAAAAAGGGGAGCGGGGAAACACCAUUGUAAGACCGACGGUUCAAUCCACCUCUAGCUAUAGCUGCAACUUUGAAUUAGUGACGUUAUCUUGUUGUCAGUCGAGCCGUAACAAGUCUCUCCACUGGUCAGGUCCGCAGGUUUCUGCCGUGCAGUUGGUUCGGAGAGUCUCCUGAGACAAGCCCUUGGCAGAGGCAAUGGGUGUUGGCUCCGCCCAGCCACUUCGGUAGCUUGUUAGCCAAAGGCUUGGUUUCCUCAGGUCCACCCGUGGGAAGUGUCAGCGAAUUGGCCAACGGCGGGAAAACUCAAGCAAGCACGUAAUGUCCAUAGUCACCGAAGGGUUCACCACAAUUCUUUCACGUGAGGUGGGGUGUUCAUAACAAUCUGGGUUUGUUUGUUUAAAUAAACUGCUAAGAGUUAAAUGUCGCAUGGGCCCCCCCUUCCAGUGAUCGCCACCGUCCUUUUUUCUCCGAUUGACCUGCCCCUGGGGAAUUGAACCUAGGACCCCAAGAGCUAAAAGCAUGAGUCCCUACCACUUGAGCUAAAAAGACCACCCCAGUUAGCCACAGUACACUCCUACCCUGCUAUAAAUGGUUCGGCCACUAGAGGGGGGACAAAGACCCACACAGCGUUUACACAGGUUAAACACUCUAUGGUGUUGAGUGUCACUGGGUAGCAGUACCCAGGGUCGGGUCCAUGCAUCCUUGGGAUAAUAUGGGAGAUGGGGAGGAAGAAACAAAAAAGGGCUUGAGAAAUCCUGGUUUUAAAACGUUGCUGCCCACUGGGAUUUAAUCCCGGUCACGCUGAACUCUAAGCAUUUGCCUAGCCAUGGAAAGAGCAAUCCGAAAGGUAGCUUCUCUGCAGAAUGGCUCCCUGGGACCUUCCUUCCUAGCCCUCUGGCCUGUCCAUCCAAAACAGGAAGUAGAAUUGUUUUAAGGCAGGAAGUGAUGUGUCAUGAGGACUGGGCAUUAGCCCCUCCCCUACAAGACAACACCACCCAAAUGCCACAGGGGUGAGAGCUGUAAAACCAUAUAAUAAAAAUAACCAUGCCCCAAGAAAUACCUACACUAAAUGAGACCUAGUGAUCUCUGCCCUUUCUGGUUCCAAUAAAGCGCGCAAGUCACAGGAUCUUAAAUUUGCCCCAGACGCAUUUAGAAACAAUAGUCGCGCAUGAGCCAGUGCUAUAAACUAAGCUCCCAGGUGCUCCAUGGCAGUACGGAGCCCUGGGGUUCCUGUGCGUGUGUUUGUGAUUCGUGCACACACGUAAUUAUUUUUUGCAAGAAGGACAAUCAACGACAGUAACCAAAACCAGACUAAACUCCUCCGCGGUCUCUGCGCCUCCCCCUCCCUCCCACACCGAUCCAAGAUUCACAAGGGAAAAGCUCCGUCCUGGCUCAUGGCAGUGCUGCCAGGGGCAGGAUGUUGGGGCUAGAGGAUGGAGGAAAUUUAUGCAGCGGCAGGUGGUGGCAAUGUCCGUGACAGGGCUGCUGGCUGUGCAGGUGUCUUUCUCCCUCCCUUAAUGUGAGGCCUGUUUCUGCUCUCCAGAAAGGCUGUUAGAAGCAAACACUCCAGGAACCUAUAAGGAGCGUCCAAAGGCCCACGGGGCAGCUGCUAUUGUUCUGUUGCUGUUUUGUGCUCUGUUGGUGGACAACUGUAGUAUUUACAGGCCAUGUGCUGGGGAUAGCCUGCCCAAGGGACAAAAGCAGUGCUUAAUUUGUGCCAGAGCUCGCCAGGGCUGAUCCCCAGCACCUCCAGGCUUGGCAGUUCAGAGCCCCGGCACUUCUGGGCUUGCCGCCUCCGAUAUGAAAGUAAAAACAUUGCUUGAGCACUGGUACCUCUUUCAUCACAAAUUGAGCACUGGACAAAAGCAUCUUCCAGGUUGUUUGUACAGCACCUACCACAACUGGGCUAAGUUCUAGCGAAUGGGUGAUGCAUCUUUGCGUGAUUGGGACGUGACUUCAUUGGGUGUUGUGUGCGUACCACAAGCAGGCGGCAUGGACUCCAGAAAUGUCUCUCUCCCUCUGACUGUGUGUCCAGUACUAGCUGAAUUAAGUCUGUAAUUUGUCCCAGUCUAUUCUGUUUACUGUUAGUCUAUGUGAAUUGGGCUUUGAACUUUGCAUCCUAUGCCCACUGCUAGGCAGGUGUGAGGCCUUGUUUCUUGGCUUUGUGCCAGUGUUUCUGUGGUUGGCGCAGUGGAAUCAGGGCAAGUGGGUACCACCUUUCACAGGGAUAUUUUAGUCUGUGCCAGUCAAGAGUUUUGCUCCCCAGAUUUUGGUGGGAAUCCCAUUGGAAACCCCCAGAGCCAACACCUCUCCCCCUAUGCCCCAUUCUCAUUGUCUCAGACACAUUUGUCACUUGGCGUACCGUGCUGAGUGUCUGUCUAGGGCUUGGUUCUUCCUCAGUGUUGUGGCUCGAUUCAUUUUGAGUUGGUGAGGUUCCUACGUGUCUGUGAUCCGUCCUGAGGAUCUGGGGCUGAGUGUGGUUUGGGUCUAGUGUUUCGGGCACAGGAUGAGAAUUUGUAUUGUAACAAAUCCAUGUCUCUGUGCUGCAUGGCUGCUCAGAAUGUCCUGGUGACAGCGGGGAACUGAACACAGAUCCUCUUGUUCCAAAAGCCCAGCCCUACCCACUUGAGCUAAAGGAGAAUCUCUGUGAGCUGUUAGCAGUACAGGACCCAUGACAUGCAGCUGAGCAUUUCUGAUUCCAUCUGGUAAAUGGCUUGUUAGCCAGUUUGUUCCAGGGUUUACUAGUUGGUGCGUUGGGAGUGGAAAUUUCCCUAGUCUCACCUGUCAAUGGGAUUCCCUUGGUUGUCAGCGCCUUGUAUGCAGAGGGUGAGGAGUGCUUGGGAGGGCAUCUGGGGAAAGGGGAGCUAUGUUAUCAUGUACUUUGUAUGUAAGGGCUUCCUAAACUUCAUGUUAGCCCCGCAGGGUCACCUGGCUCUGGGGCUCUGCCCCAAAACCCCAUCACAGCAUAAGCUGGAGACAGCCAGCAUUUGCAAUUCCUCUGCAUGGUUAUAGAACUGUUCCUUUUUCACCAGUCCUGGGGGGCAGGGAGAGAAACAAGAGCUGACCUUACACAUUCCCGGGAUUAGCCACCAUCUCCUUCCACCAUAUCCCAGGCAAAAGUGAGUCGCCAAGGGAGGCCACAAACCAGUGGGCCCAGGCAUGAGCCACGCCCACAUGGGAGUGCCAUAUUUUCUCUGUUAGGAUGAGAACCCUCCCCUUCCUGUUGUAUUGCCCUUGGGCCAGCGAGGGGGGAAAUGGACCAUAAGAUGAAGUCAAAGGGACUACCGAAGUCCAUGAGGAACACAACCAGUGGCAUUCUGUGCCAUUUCAGCUGGUGAAUGCCAGCUCACUGCACUGGGGGGCUGCAGAGCCAGUUAAUAAGGUACUGAGCAUUCACCAUCUCAGAUGCUGGGUCUCCAGUCCCUUUGAUCCACCCAACUUCCAUUCUGGUCCUUUGUGACCACACAGUCCCUACAGGGCUCCUCAGCUGCCUGGCUUGCCACUCUAGGUGCUGGAGGGAACAGAUCCAAAGCUGAUCAUACUAGCAACAAGAAGAAAUUCUAUUAGAGAUAUAAAGAGAGACAGCAUUAAACAUCCCGUGGUGUUCCAGACACACUGUCUCUAUGCUGUCGAGGAGAGUGUGCGUCUCUCACCUCUGCUUACCACACGGAUAAAUACAGAACACACACGCCACACACACGCAUACUGCCUUUAAAUGGUAUGACAUCACCACAAGCAUUCUAGAAACUCUCUGUUGUGUAUUAGUUUGUCCCAGACUCUGUUUUUCCGUGUGCUUCCUUCUGAACAUUAAAUGUGAAUGUUUGAAAGCUAGUAGGAAUUCUUUUUACUGUAGAUACUGCUGCAAUUUUUCUUGGUUUUUUUAGUGUGUCCUUUCAGAUAAUAUAUAUAUAAAUACCUAUACAUAAUAUAUAUAUUGGAUUUUUCCCCCUAUUUCUUUCGUUCUUGUAGCAACUGGUAACAAAUGUGUGGUUUUAACAUUUAAGGUGUUCUGGCUGUAAUUUUGUUCUGGGUUUGUUUUUGAGUUUUUUCUUUUUUCCUGGUUAAGGUGGAAUUUAAUGAAUUUCAGACUUCUGUAUGAGGUGAAUCCUCAUAGUUGUGUGCAUUCAGAUGGUCGAUGCUCAGAAAGUUGCAUCGAUGCCGUGGUAUUUACAGACGACUACAAAAAUGUAAAAUGGAACAACAAAUGGUUGAUGUAGAAAGGGUUACUGUGUCGAAAAUUAAUAAAGACGUUAAGAAGAACCUA
Molecule: messenger RNA, 5748 nt
Organism: Caretta caretta (loggerhead turtle)
Lineage: Eukaryota; Metazoa; Chordata; Testudines; Cheloniidae
Gene: NDRG4
Product: NDRG family member 4
Source: RefSeq, a predicted model, not a curated record